Carassius auratus (goldfish) is the source of this 2360-nucleotide messenger RNA. RefSeq names its product interactor protein for cytohesin exchange factors 1-like. Bases 442 to 1818 code for a protein of 458 amino acids. NCBI's taxonomy places the organism in Eukaryota, Metazoa, Chordata, Actinopteri, Cypriniformes, Cyprinidae. The transcript has 13 exons. The record is from RefSeq and is a predicted model, not a curated record.
UAUGACCUCCUGGAUGAGUCGUCGUUGUGCUCCUGGAGUAAUUUUAGUAGGCUUUCCACUCCUGGGAAGGUUCACCAAUGUUCCAAGUUUUCAACAUUUGUGGAUAAUGACUCUGACUGCAGUUUAAAUAUAUUCUAUUGCCCCCGAAGUACUGCUUAAUAAACCCAAACACAGGCACACAGUCUUACUGGAAAAAGACACAUAAAAGUACUUAAACUUGCCACAAACUCACCAUGACCAUUCACAAGGCAUGAAAAUGUGCUCAUAAACUCAUUGUCGCACACCUAAAAUAUGUCGCCACAAAAAAAUAUGCAUUGGGUUUUUCCAAACAUCUCAUCAAUCUAACCAUUUCCUUACUUUCAGAGAGAGGAGGAAGAAGAAGAAGAGGAAGAGAAAAGCCGACCUUCUCUUUUGGGCAGGGUGGCAGCUUCAGUCCGCUCUAUGUCCUUCAGUGAGGACAUGCAAGCGAUCCGCUAUCUCAGAUCAGCAUCAGACAGCACACAUUAUUUCAGACGGGAGAAAUCAGCACUCUCUAGUGCACAAAGCUCUAAUGUACAUCAGCCAAACACGUUAAAGCCAGGGACAGAUUCUCUGCGUGCAAGUCGAAAAAGUUUGCAAAUAGGUUUAACUGCAGAAAGGAGUCCGUCCCCGCAAGACUCGGAGCUCAACCGAGCCAGCACUAGCUCCUGUCCUGACAUGGCAGGACUGAGAGAGGAAAAGGAGAACAAAAAGAGCUCUACUAAAGGAACACGGUCAGCGCUGAGCCGGAGGAGGGUGUCCUGUCGUGAACUUGGCCGCCCAGACUGUGACGGAUGGCUCUGGAAGAAGAGAAAAGAAACAAACGUCUUCAUGACUCAGAAAUGGCAGAGAUUUUGGUUCGUCCUGAAAGGCCCUACACUGUAUUGGUAUACAAGCCAACAGGAGGAGAAGGCGGAGGGCUUAAUCAAGAUCGGCAGCUACAGUAUAGAGAGCGCAGGAGAACACAAGAGGAAGUAUGUAUUUCAAAUGUGCCAUCCGCGCUUCCAGAAUUUUUUCUUCGCUGCUGAUAAUGUAACCGACAUGAGCAAAUGGAUCAAUUGCUUAAUCACAGCCAUUCAGAAACAUAAGAAAGGUGUUCAAAGUCAGCCAGACAGUGAAGAAGAAUGUUACAGUGAAACUGAAUCUGAGGAGGAAUCACGUUCACCACUUUCCCAUCGGAAGAAAGUCAAUACAAAAACUCAAACACAAUCACACACACUUCCUCGAACAAAGGGAAAGCAGAACAGGAUGUCAGCGCCAAUGACCAUUUCACAAGCAGGGGGCAGUAAAAUUGCAGGAAAAGUAGAUGAGAUGGAUGAAAUGUUCCAUAGCCUGAAGAAAGGAGGAGUGUCUCUGAUUGGUCAGAAUCAGCCGACGACUCAUGACCAGCUACGUAAAUCCUUCAUCAAACGCAACAAAAACCCUGCUAUCAAUGAGAAGAUACACACACUCCGUGCCCUCCAGAGCACACUUAAGGCGAAGGAAGCAGAGCUUCACCUGAUUAACAAGAUCCUGGAGGACUCGGAGUUCUCACCGCAGAAUUUCCGUCAGUGGAAAAAGUUAAAUGAAGAGCUACUGCAGGACAUUGAGAGACAGUACAAACAGACAGACUCACCAAGCAAAGACACAGUGUCCAAGGCCAAAGACGAGGCAAGCACACUGAAUCUGAGUGAUGGAGAACAGUUGGUAGAUGCAGAGACACCUGAUGACAGAGGCUCCACUUCUACAGAGGCACAGGUGCCGAUGCAAACACAUACCACAGUCACAGACAAAACUACAGAGAACUAUUUUUACAUAUGACAACCGUUUCCUUCCUGUACUCUAUUAAAACAAAACAAAUGAGAGUGCAACGCUUGGAUAAACAUAUGGAUCUGACUUGCAGGCAUCUGGGACAGAGCACUGGCUGUUUUACCAGAACUAAGCUUUUCAAAAACACUUCAUACUUCUGCUGUUCAUUCACUAAAAACUAUCACUGAAUUUAUGAUGCUGAACUGCCUGAUGCUGGCUCAAGAACGAAUCUUACAUUAGGCACUUGCUAGAGGAUGUUGAUUGUAUACUGAUGUAUGUAAUUUUAAAAUAUAUAUUUUAGAUGAAUUAUAUCAAUAUGAUGCCUAUUUGUUUUAUGUCAGGUAUGUGUGUUAGGGUUUCCUAAAUAUGUCAGAAAUAUUAUAUGAAUGCUUCUGGUAUGUUCAGACAUGAUAGACAAGAAAGUAUGAUUUUAUAAGAAUGUAUGUUUUUUUAUUGUGUAGAGAAUUUAUGACAAGUUAUAACUAUAUUUCCUGAGAGGGAAAAAAUAUACCUCAUUGUACAUAGUUUGUAUUAAAUGCCCAGAAAUGGUAAUU